Acanthochromis polyacanthus (spiny chromis) is the source of this 2870-nucleotide messenger RNA. RefSeq names its product sperm-associated antigen 16 protein-like. NCBI's taxonomy places the organism in Eukaryota, Metazoa, Chordata, Actinopteri, Pomacentridae. The transcript is spliced from 3 exons. Bases 89 to 1834 code for a protein of 581 amino acids. Gene Ontology annotation, molecular function: protein binding. The record is from RefSeq and is a predicted model, not a curated record.
GUAGUACAAACGGUAUAAAAAUACAGCCGUAAAAAGUGCUUUAAAGUAGAUUUUAAAAAUAAAAACAGCAGUGUGAAGAUGCGUUGCUAUGGUAACAGCUCAACAACACUCUAGAGUGAAGGUGGAACACAGCACGGCUGUUACCGUGGCAGUGUGUAAACAAAGAGGUUUAGAGGCAGAGAAAAUGUCAGCGAGAAGUAGAGACAGAGCAGAAGAAGAGGAAGAAGAGAGGAAGGAAGGUUUGUUUGAGGAGGAGGAGGAUGAAGAUGAAACUUCUUCUGCUUCCAGGAUGAAACCUGAACCUCCAGAACAUCAAACCAUCCCAAACAUCCCAGAAUCGGUGGAUGAUUUUCUGAGGAACUUCCUGCUCAGACUCGGCCUGAAGCGAACUCUGAGCAGCUUCGAGUCUGAGUGGUACGACUCGGCCCAGAAAGUCUUUUCAGGUACGCUGCCGACUCCACAAUCAGGCGUCUUCUUCCUGCCCGACGCUUCGACUCACCAGAAGAUUCUCCGAACCGAGCUGGAAACCAUCUGCAGAGAGACGGAGCUGCUCAGGAUGGAGGUUCUAACGGCUGGAGAGAAUCUAACCAGGAUGCAAAGGGAGAGGAACUUCCACCGACUGCAGCAUCGAAGAGUCACCGACGACAAAAACCAGCUUAAAAAAGACCUGAAACAUCUGAAGGAACAUCUGAAGUCCUACGAACCAGCGAUGAAGCAGCUGGAGGACAAACACCAGGCGGCUCUGAGGCAGAAGAUGCUCCUCAGCUUACAGAAAGACCGAGUUUCAAACACCACAGAGGUCAAAGAGAACCAGGAGAAAGCUCCGGAGAAGAAGUCACCUGUGAAGAUCAAACACCCGAAGGACUCCGAGUUUCCCGUUUACAGCAGGAUGGUGAAGCUUCAGGUGGAUCAGGUGAUGUCUGAACCGGAGAAAAGUCUUCGUUCCUUCAGUCUUCAGAGAUCCAUCAAAGCUCACCAGCUGCCGAUCAGUUGCAUCGAUCUUCAUCCUAAAGAAAUGAUGCUGGUUUCUGUCAGUGACGACUGUAGAUGGAGGAUGUGGAGGCUGGAGACCGGAGAGAAGGUGGCUGAGAUGAUGCUGACAGGUGAGGGUCACUCUGAUUGGCUGUCAGGCUGCAGUUUCCACCCUGAUGGAACAAAACUGGCAACGACCAGCGGAGACAUGACGGUUCGUCUCUGGGAUUUCUCUCUGGGCUGCUGCGUUUUAACUUUCUUCGGUCAUUCUCAGCCAGCCUGGAGCUGCUCCUUCCACUCCUCCGGUCACUUCCUGGCUUCGUGUUCCUCUGACCGAACCACCAAACUCUGGGACCUGAACAGUCAACGGUGUCGCCUGACGCUUCGACGCCACGACGCCUCCGUCAACAGCGUCCACUUCCUGUCCUCCUCCAACUUCCUGCUCACGGCUUCAGCCGAUAAAACUGUUGCCUUGUGGGACGCCCGGUUGGCCGUCUGCACCGCUGUCUUUACCGGACACCGACACCCCUGUAGCCAUGCCACGUCCAACAUGGCAACCAAUGUUGUGGCUUCCUGCGACUCUGGUGGUGUCGUAAACUUCUGGGACUUCAGGAACCCAGCAAAACCUUUAGCUACUGUGGACGUCGGACCAAUGGGAGCCAACCAGGUGGCAUUCAGCCAAUCAGGGAGGGCACUGGCAGUUGCUAGUGGUGACGGGUUGGUCAGAUUGGUGGAGGUGGAGUCCUGCAAGGUGACCAGCCUGGAUGGACACCGUGACGGCGUCCAGAGUGUGAAGUUCGAUCACAAGGGGGCGACUGUGAUGUCAGCAGGAAGUGACGGGAGAAUCAACAUCUGGUCCUGAAAAAGUCAUGUUGUUGAAACUCAACAUGGAAACUACUGAACACUACAUGGUUUCCUUACCGAAAGUUUGAUGCAGCCACAAAAAAACCUCAUAUCCAAGAUGACAACAAAGCAAAUCACAGAAAUCAAAUUUCACUAAAACACUCGAAGCUUUGAGUUAAAAUCAGUUAAAUCUCAGGAAAUUCUUCACUUUCAUGUAAAUUAAAGAAAUCCUUUCACAAAAACGUGUCUGGAGCUAUGUGGACAAAACCAGAUCCAAAGCCAAGUCUAAAACCAGAUCCAGAACGAGGUCAAAAACCAGAUCCAGAACGAGGUCAAAAACCUGAUCCAGAACCAAGUCUAAAACCAGAUCCAAAGCCAAGUCUAAAUACAUGAAAAUCAGACAAUCUGAGAAAAAAAAAAGUCUUGUUUGGCACUAGAGAAGAAUCUUUAAUCAGAUUCUGGUUUAACAAAGACGUUUCUCUCACCAGGUACAAAACAAACACCAGUUCACCUGUUGGCCUGAAUGAUGAUUCAACACUUUAACAUCACUCAACAUGAAACAGACGAACAAAAACAGAGUUUGACCUAAAAAUGAAUAAAAAUAUUCGAGAAAACAAUCUGAAUUUCUGUUUACUACAAAAGGAAACAUGUUGUUUCCUUCAUCUAAAGCACUUAUAGCUUCUAUACUGUGCAUGUUUAACUCAACUUUAGAUCCAAGACACAUUUGGCUUAAAAGUCUGACGCAUGACAUCCAUGUUUGUUUUUUAGGCACUUCUUCAUUAUCAAGCCCCAAAUCAAAUCUAUCAGGGUGUUUCCUGGUUUUAAAUACAACUUAAAGGUUGAUGAAGAGAUUGUAUGGGUUAGACACUGGUACCAGACCGUGUUUGCUACACUUUUACUUCUCAUAGCAAGAAAAGUACAGGUGUAAUUCUAUCAUUACAAGAAAUGUGCAUCACCUGUUGUUCUAUUAUUACCUGUGCUUCUCCUGUAUGAACACGUCACAUAGAGGCCUUUCAGUUCAAACUUUGCCCAGAUUUCAUGAAGCUAAGCUGCAC